AUGUGGUUCAUCUACGCGCUCAGCUGGCUCUCGCUGCUCAUCCAGGUGGCCUUCGUCACGCUCGCCAUCGCCGCCGGGCUCUACUACCUGGCCGAGCUCAUCGAGGAGUACACGGUGGCGACGCGCAGGAUCAUCAAGUACCUCAUCUGGCUCUCCACGGCCGUGCUCGCCGGCCUCUACGUGUUCGAGCGCUUCCCCGGCCUCAUGGUGGCCGUGGGGCUCUUCACCAACCUCGUCUACUUCGGCCUCCUGCAGACCUUCCCCUUCAUCAUGCUCACGUCGCCCAACUUCAUCCUGUCCUGCGUGCUGGUUCUCCUCAAUCACUACCUGGCCUUCCAGUACUUCGCUGAGGAGUACUACGUGUUCUCCGAGGUUCUCGCCUACUUCACCUUCUGCCUCUGGUUAAUCCCCUUCGCCUUCUUCGUGUCCUUGUCGGCCGGAGAGAACGUCCUGCCCUCCACGGUGCAGCCGGGGGACGACGUGGUCUCCAACUACUUCACCAAGGGCAAGAGGGGCAAGCGCUCCGGCAUCCUGCUCGUCUUCUCCUUCAUCAAGGAGGCCAUCGUGCCCAGCCGGCAGAAGAUCUACUGACGGGGCAGGGAAACGGGCCGGGCCGCGGGAAGGGCUCCCCGGCCGGCAGGGAUGCCGGAGCUCCCCCCUCGUCCCGCUGGAGCUGCCGGGAUUUGGGAAGCGCUGUCGCCUGCUCGGCCUCGCCAACGUGGUUGGGGAUUGCGGGAAGAUCCGCUCUGCGUGGCCGCCGUUCAACUGACUUUUACACAGAGGCGUCAAGCAAAGGACGGGACGGAAUGGAGCGAGCCAGGCCUUGAACUGCUCCCUCGUCCUGCCGGGAAGACCGGAGGACACCGGCAUCCCUGGCCGGGCUCGGGAAUGCGGCUCCGCCUUGCGCCCCGGCACCGCCGGCCUCUCAUCCCGCCGCGCGCUCGGGUGCCUGGGAAGGCGCCUGCUAGGAUGUGAUAUCCCUCCUUUCUUGAUGAUGGAAUUGCCUGGUUUUGUCUCCUGUGCUCUUGCAGAGGAGCCUGGGAGCUGCUGUGGCUCCCGGUGUUUGGGAAGCGCCGGGAAGCUGCGGGGCCCGGAGAACACCUCUCCGUGUGACAGGAAUGGGAACCAGAAGAGGCAGCGGCCCCGUCUCCGCCGGGUCUCCUCUGCUGGCGCUUGCGGCGCUGCUAAACUCACCAGGCCACCAAAAUUUCCUCAAGACAAAAAGUAGACCCUACUGAGAAGGAGAUGGGAAACCCUUCAUUUUUGUUCCUUUUGGGGCAAAAAAAAAUCUUUUUUUUCUUUCUUCCUGUGUUUCUUCCUCGCUCACCUUUGGUGUGCGGCAAGAGUAAAUCCGCGCGAGCCGGGAGCCAGGGCUGCUCCCGGGAGGCUCCCGGAGGCUGCGACGGGAACAGGGCUCAUUCUGCCCCGCAUCCCAUUGCAGCCCCGUGUUCGGCGCUCCGCUCGCGCCGCGUCGGCCCUUCUCC
Nothoprocta perdicaria is the source of this 1484-nucleotide messenger RNA. It is a transcript of the gene TEX261, whose product is annotated as testis expressed 261. The coding region runs from base 1 to 591 and encodes 196 amino acids. Lineage: Eukaryota; Metazoa; Chordata; Aves; Tinamiformes; Tinamidae. Gene Ontology annotation, cellular component: COPII-coated ER to Golgi transport vesicle; endoplasmic reticulum membrane; Golgi membrane. The transcript has 6 exons. Gene Ontology annotation, biological process: endoplasmic reticulum to Golgi vesicle-mediated transport. The record is from RefSeq and is a predicted model, not a curated record. Gene Ontology annotation, molecular function: COPII receptor activity.